Molecule: messenger RNA, 1673 nt
Organism: Cuculus canorus (common cuckoo)
Lineage: Eukaryota; Metazoa; Chordata; Aves; Cuculiformes; Cuculidae
Product: spindle and kinetochore-associated protein 1-like
Exons: 7
Coding region: 1-762 (253 amino acids)
Biological process (GO): regulation of microtubule polymerization or depolymerization; mitotic cell cycle; chromosome segregation
Cellular component (GO): outer kinetochore; spindle microtubule; mitotic spindle
Molecular function (GO): microtubule binding
Source: RefSeq, a predicted model, not a curated record
AUGGCGAAAGUGGAGACCAUCAACAGGGAAAACAAGGUUCAGGAACAGGGAAACUGUGGUUCAGCAAUGGAUUUGAUCAGUUCUCUUCUGGCUAUAGGCAACGAACAAUCGCUCAGAUCUGUGGUCUCCAACUUGGGACAGGAGUUGGCUGUCUGUCACGGGCUCCUGGUUGAAAUGGAAGCAGAGGUUCAGCAGCAAGAAAAACUAAGGGAUCGGUUAAAAAUGAUAAAGAUGUCUGUUGAGAGACAGCGAAGUGAAGCAGAGCACCUCCAGGAAAACGUUCCUCCAUACCUGCCCAAACCAACUCGGAGCUGCAACACCGGGCCAGCUGUCAAACGGGAGGAGGCAACAAAAGCUGAAUGCACAAAGAAAUCUAAAGAAGACGCAACAGCUGUUAAACAAAUGCCCUUAAUAAGCCCUGAAGAAUUUGAUAACAUUCCUGCGUACUUGAGAGGCCGUUUAAGAUGUGAGCAGAUUAAUGUUGUCAUUCAAGAGAUCAACAAUGCUGUGGCUGCCAAGUACAAGAUCAUGCAUCAGCCGUUGAAAUCUAUGAAAGCACCAGCCAGGAAACUCUACAGCAGGUUCCUGGAAGAAGAAAUAAAGGAAACAAGAGGUGAAUUUUUCAUCAUGGAGGCUGACAUCAAAGAAUUCACCCAGCUGAAGAUGGAUAAGCGCUGCUACAACAUCCUUAGUAUCCUGCGCCACGCCCAGAGACUGAGAGAAAUUCGUUGUUCUGGAUUUGUCCGCUACAUCAUCUGCUGAUGGGGUUUCUGGAUUCCAUUUGCCCAGGAUCCAGAGCGAUGAAGUGCACUGGGUAUAGAUCUUGCCUGCAGAGGUUCUGUGUGAUCUUUCCUAUCCAGCUCUCUUAUUUUCUCAUUCGUGGGGACCAAGAGGUGUGUUUCAGCCCUCUAUCCUAGGUGGGAAGAGGUGAUUUCAAACGGCUUCACAGAAUUUUUCAGUCUCUCUUCCUACUUAAAGGAAGCAUUUGAUCUUGUUUUAACCCGUUUCUAGGUGUCUUUUUCUUCCUGUUCUAAUUUCAUAUUUUGGUGUUGGUGUUGGUGGAAUAGGAAGAUUUGAGGUGGUUUAAACGUUUCCUCACUGAGGAUCAGUGCGUUCUGUUACCCAAGGGCUUUCCCUGCUUUGUCACACAGCCACACCAACCCCAUUGCCUGAAACAAGAGAGCCGUGGGGUGGUUAAGUGAAAGUUUUAACUUUUACAUUGAAAAUAGUGGUCAAACUCAUUGCAGCUUUCCUUAGAGAAGCUUGCUUCUGAAUGACCUGUUCCAGAGUGGAAUUAUUGUGAUAAAUUCCAGCUCUGCGAGGAAUCAGAUCUGGUUUGGUAAGAAGGGGUAUGGAAUUUUUCUUCUAUGAGUCUGUAUCUGCCAUCAAGCUAACAUCUGAUCCGAAACACCUCCUCUUGGCCCCUGUUGGUGUUAAGGCAAUAACUUAAAAGGUCCUGAAAGAUCUUCAGUCUUCUUCAGUAGAGAUCCUGGAGAGAGCUGUAUGAACCUUGAUUUCCUUUUUUCUCUCUUUGCAGUGUGGUUGGGGUUUAGGGUAUUUCUUGGUCACCUGAAUGUUGAGGUCCCUGCUCUGCAUCGUGUUGGAAUGUAUUCCGUGUUUGGGUAAAUGCUUGGUUUGGGAAGAUGUGCAAACUAAAAAGUUUCUGUAGAUGU